AUGUCGAUUGGGCGACUUCACGACAUCCUUACAGCGUCCAUCGCUCAAGUGCAUGCGGAGGAUGUCGUCGACACUGAGCGUACCUUUGCCGAGGCUCUAGAGGACGACCUCAGUGGGCUAUCGGAGCUCGUCCUAAAAGGCCAGGCGGAUAAGUUUCGGACGCAGGUUCAAAAGAAACACCUGUCCGCCAAUGUGACGCUACACGACAUGGCCAAAUGCGACCGUAUCACGCUGACAUCAGUGUGUCGGCGAGAGGAACUUCAGGUAGCCACUGUCGGCGACAUGCUGGAACCUGUGAAGGACCACUAG
Molecule: messenger RNA, 309 nt
Organism: Aphanomyces invadans
Lineage: Eukaryota; Oomycota; Saprolegniomycetes; Saprolegniales; Verrucalvaceae
Exons: 2
Coding region: 1-309 (102 amino acids)
Source: RefSeq, a predicted model, not a curated record